Messenger RNA from Alternaria ventricosa, 1728 nucleotides. RefSeq lists its product as uncharacterized. The record is from RefSeq and is a predicted model, not a curated record. NCBI's taxonomy places the organism in Eukaryota, Fungi, Ascomycota, Dothideomycetes, Pleosporales, Pleosporaceae. Bases 1 to 1728 code for a protein of 575 amino acids. The transcript has a single exon.
AUGCCACUUGCCCCAGUGUCGGUAGAUAUGACCAAGGGUCAUCCGGCUGCGCAAUUGAUUGACGCUGCAGAGGCAGACUUCCAAGGCACCCUUAACCGACAAUCCAAAUCUCUCGCUGAUGCGGUUCGAGAGUACCGGCGCAGGAACGGGAUAUCACCACCUCCGCACUUCGACAAAUGGUACGAGUUUGCGACGCGCAACGGUGUUGUGAUGAUAGACGAAUACGACACGAUCAAUGAGAUGCUGCUACCGUUCUGGGCGCUCAAACCAUCGACGAUUCGGUCUCGCAUUGCGAAUGCGUUAGGUCAUGAAGACAGCUCAAUGCUUGCAAUUGCGGUACGCCAUGGCGCCAUAGAGAACUUCCAAGGCGGCGAUGAAUGGCAACAACAGGCUACCAUUGGCAUGAUGAAGCAGUUUGUCCAGUAUCUGCCCGACAUGGAUCUGGGCUUCAACUUGCAUGACGAACCGCGAGUCGUCGUGCCCGACAAUCUGCUGUCGUCGAUGGUGGCAAAGGCGAGGGACGAAAUUCUACCGCGCACUGCAAAGAACACUGCACCUCGCAAUGCCUUCUCUGCUCGUCCAGAAGACUUGAGUGACGGUACACGAUUUGCGGAAGUUAGCACGACCAAGUUCAAUCGCUUUGCGCAUCAACAGACAUGGACGCAUUCGCGGCUAUCGUGUUCUCCCGGCACUCAGGCCCAAACCUUCGAAGACUACGCUGCCGACAACUUCACCGCGUAUGCCGCCAGCGACCUUGGCUUCAUCUACAACACAACCGCAUUCUCUGAUAUCUGCAACUCACCCUCAUUCUCAUCAACAUUCGGAUUUUUCGAGCGCCCCAACGCCUUCAGUAUCAUCCAUGAGCUGACACCCGUUUUCUCACAGUCGAAGAUCUCCAGCUUCCAGGACAUCCUAUACCCCAGUCCGUGGUACUGGAUGGGCAAGGUGGGCUACGACGAGACGCACGACACAACCUGGGAGAACAAGACCAAUAGUCUCUACUGGCGCGGCUCCACAACAGGAGGUUUCAGUCGCAACGGCGGCUGGCGACGUCAACACCGCCAGCACGUCGUCCAACGCCUGAACGCCCCCGACACCGCCAAAGUCCUCGAACCCGUCUCCAAUCCCACCUCAACCUACGCCGUAACCUCGAUCGAGCGCAAAGCCCUCAAAGACCUCAUCGACGUCCACUUCUCGCACAUCGGCCAAUGCGACCCCGGCGACUGUGACGCCCAAAACGAAUUCUUCGACGUAACCGAACGCGUCGAUGGCCAAGACGCAUGGUACUACAAGCACCUCCUCGACAUGGACGGCAACGCCUUCUCCGGCCGCUUCUACAGCUUUCUCAAGUCCCGCAGUCUCACGUACAAAAUGGCGUUAUUCCGCGAAUGGCACGCAGAGUGGCUCCGCCCUUGGGUCCACUAUAUCCCCCUCUCCCUCCGCGGUGACGAACAUCUCGAUCUUGUACGGUGGUUCAGCGGUACACAGGUCUUUGACGAUGAUGGCGAUGGCGUUAUUGAGAGAGUCAAGGCGGAUGGGACGAAGAAGGGAGGAAAUGGCGCGAGUGAGGGGGAGAAGAAGGCGAGGCUUAUUGCGAAGAGGAGUUCUGAGUGGCAUGAUAGGGUGUUGAGGAAUGUGGACUUUGAGGUUUGGUUCUUUAGGUUGCUGUUGGAGUAUGGGAGGGUGGUGGAUGAUAAGAGGGAGGAGAUUGGGUUUGCGGGGCCGUAG